Beta vulgaris subsp. vulgaris (sugar beet) is the source of this 2432-nucleotide messenger RNA. RefSeq lists its product as hypothetical. Bases 189 to 2012 code for a protein of 607 amino acids. The transcript is spliced from 2 exons. NCBI's taxonomy places the organism in Eukaryota, Viridiplantae, Streptophyta, Magnoliopsida, Caryophyllales, Amaranthaceae. The record is from RefSeq and is a predicted model, not a curated record.
UUUGAAGCGGUGAAGACUGAAGACUAAAAGUUCCUUAAUCAGUAAGUUAGGACCAUUUAAGCGCUAUAAAAAUGAAAUACCAUUACAAUGCACAAGAGAGAAAGUCUUAAAUCAACGAAAAACAAAAGAAGAGGAGAUAGUCAAAAUUACAUAAUUCAAAGACAUUUCUUCAUACUUCUCUAACAUUAAUGGAGUCCAAGGGAAUAUGUGCCAUAUGCUUAAAUGCAUUGAAUGCAGGUGAAGGCCAAGCAUUGUUUACAGCAGAGUGCUCUCACACCUUCCAUUUCAGCUGCAUUUCCUCCAAUGUUCAAUAUGGCAAUCACAUCUGCCCAACUUGUCGCUCCACUUGGAGAAACCUCCCAUCCCUAUUCACUCCUACUCAGAACUACAUUCCCACUCCCCCUCCUUCCCUUCUUUCCUUCGCAGACGAUGAGCCUCUCCCUGAGCCCUCUCCUGCAGCACCCACCACCAGCUCGUCCUCGAUCCCAACAAACUUUCAAAAUGCUGACAUCAUGACUGUAAAGGCCUUGCCUGAAUACCCUACACUAAGCAAUCAAGAUCAAUCCAGCUCUUUUCCUGUUCUCAUUAGAAUCCAAGCCCCUCCCCUAUCUCCAGAAGCUUCUGACAGGCCUAAUGAUCGGGCGCCACUAGAUCUCAUUGCAGUUCUUGAUGUAAGUGGCAGUAUGCAUGGUGACAAAAUCAGGCUCCUCAAGCAGGCAGUUGAGUUUGUUGUGGACAACCUGGGCCCUACAGAUCGAUUGUCUGUCAUCACAUUUGCAUCCUCUGCACAGCGAGUGACCCCACUCCGGAGGAUGACUGAUGCAGGUAGAACUGACACUAUCCGCGCUGUCAACUCUGUUCGGGCCAAUGGUUCCACUAAUAUCAUUGCAGGACUAAAAAGGGCUGUUGAGGUCCUGGAGCAGAGGAGACAAAAGAACCCAGUCUCAAGUAUCAUUCUUCUUUCAGAUGGUCAUGAUAAUCUAAAUGGACAAGGCCCUGAUUUCCUACGCUCCCUCCAUUACCUGCCACCUUGCCUUCGUGCCAAUGAUCUACCUAUGAAUGCUUCACAAACCUCUGCAGUUCCUGUACACACAUUUGGUUUUGGUUCUGAUCACGAUGCCACUGCCUUACACGCAAUAGCGGAUGGUUCAGGCGGGACUUUCUCAUAUAUAGAGUCAAUUGAGAUUAUUCAGGAUGCCUUUGCUCGGUGCAUAGGCGGACUAUUGAGUGUUGUGGCACAAGAAGUGGAAAUACAAUUGAGAUCUGGAACUACAGGGGUUGGAAUCCAGUCCAUCCCCUCAGGAAGGUAUCGCAACAGUAUUGAUGUUAGUGGGCUACAUGGCACAAUAUAUAUAGGGGAUGUGUACGCAGAAGAGGAGAAACACUUCCUGGUAUACCUCUCUAUCCCACCUGCUGCUGAUGGGACCUUGGCUACACAAUUGUUAGAGGUUAAGUGUUCCUACAAGGACCCACUUUCUGACCAAAACAUCAUGUCUGACAUUGUAAAUGUUGAAAUUCGUCGGCCAACGGCUGAGGAACUAUCCGAGGAGGACAGGCAGGUGUGCCUAGAGGUGGAUAGAGAGAGGAACCGCAUCUCAAUAGCACAAGGGAUCAUUGAGGCACAGACUAUGGCAGAGCGAGGAGAGUUACGUGAAGCUCAAUUAUUGCUUGAACAGCGGAGGGAGGCAUUGAUGCAAUCAGCCUCAGCACAGGCACGGGAUUCCCUCUGUGAAAGAUUGGCAGGCGAGGUGACAGAGAUACAAGAGAGGAUGACGAGUAGGUCAGAGUAUGAAGCAGGAGGAAGAGCUUAUGCAUUAUCAAGGAGGAGCGCACAUAUGUAUCAGAGAGCUUCGACUCAAGCUGUCAGCAUACCUCUAUCAGGUAGGUUAAGAUCUAGUGCAUUAGGAUCUUCCCUUGCUGCUGCUCCUGAUGAGAUGCAUUAUCAAACUUCUUUCAUGAGUACAAUGGUGCAGAAAUCACAGCAAUUACGCAAGUCAAGAGAUCAAGCUUAGUUAUCUACUGAAAGUAGUAUACAAGCAAGCCAUGGGGGUGGGCUUGUUCUGUGCUACCUAAUUUGGAACAUAAGUUUUCACAUAGUACUUGCGAGUUUAUGGAGUGGGAGUUUAUGAUCUUUUCUCUUUUGAAAAUAAAUUUUAGUAAAAGAAAAACAUUAUAUGUGGUUUGAAUUAGGGUAAAGGUCUUGAAAGUGAUUAAUUGUUUGAUCUAGUGUAUAUAAUCUGACUUUUUGUGAAGAACACUGCUACUAUUAUUAUACCAUACUAAAAUUUGUUAAAUGGUACUCUUGUACAUCAGCUAUAUAUUCUUUUAGGCUGGAAUCAGCAAAUAUAUGUAACUGCAUUCAAUUUAAUUUCACAAAAAUCUAUUAUCUAUAUUACAUUGCUAGCUUCCUGCUGCGGCCUAGCAGCACGUCA